GGCAGCGCGAUCCCGCGGGGCCCUGUGAGCCCCCAGCGCCACGGCACCAUGUUGCUGGUUGAGAAGACAACGGACUCACCGGCGGCCGAGUUCUCGCUGGUGGAGGACGUGGCGCUGCACUUCGCCUGCUUGAUGGGCCGCCUGAACGAGCAGCGCCUGUUCCAGCCUGACCUGUGCGACGUGGACUUGGUGCUGGUGCCCCAGCGCAGUGUCUUCCCGGCCCACAAGGGCGUGCUGGCCGCCUACAGCCAGUUCUUUCACUCACUCUUCACCCAGAACAAGCAGCUGCAGCGCGUGGAGCUGUCCCUGGAGGCGCUGGCGCCCGGCGGCCUGCAGCAGAUCCUCAACUUCAUCUACACGUCCAAGCUGCUGGUCAACGCGGCCAACGUCCACGAGGUGCUGAGUGCUGCCUCACUGCUGCAGAUGGCCGACAUUGCCGCGUCCUGCCAGGAGCUGCUGGAUGCCCGCUCCCUCGGCCCCCCGGGCCCUGGCGCCGUGGCCCUCGCCCAGCCGGCUGCCGGCUGCACCCCGGCUGCACCACCCUACUACUGCGACAUCAAGCAGGAGGCCGACGCCCCGGGCCUGCCCAAGAUCUACGCCCGAGAGGGCCCCGACCCCUACUCGGUGCGCGUGGAGGACGGGGCUGGGGCCACGGGUAGCACGGUGCCCGCCGCCCUCGGGCCGGCUCAGCCCUUCUUCAAGGAGGAGAAGGAGGGUGGCGUUGAAGAGGCCGGCGGGCCCCCGGCCAGCUUGUGCAAGCUGGAGGGUGGGGAGGAGCUGGAGGAAGAGCUCGGGGGUUCUGGCACCUACAGUCGGCGGGAGCAGUCCCAGAUCAUCGUGGAGGUGAACCUCAACAACCAGACGCUGCACGUGUCCACAGGGCCGGAGGGCAAGCCGGGCGCCGCCACCGGCCCGGCCACCAUGGUGCUGGGCCGGGAGGACGGGCUGCAGAGACACUCGGAAGAGGAGGAGGACGACGACGAGGAGGAGGACGAGGAGGAGGAGGAGGAGGAGGGAGGAGGCAGUGGCGCGGAGGAGGAGGACGAGGAGGACGAGGAGGGCGGCAGUCAGGGGGAGGAGGAGGACGACGAGGAGGAGGAAGGGCAGAGCGAGCAGGAGGAGGAAGAGGAGGAGGAAGAGGAAGGGCACAGCGAGCAGGAUCAGGAGAGCUCAGAGGAGGAGGAAGAUGAGGAGGAUGGGGAGGCGGGGGGCCGGCAGGGCGGGCUGGGGCGCCGAGGCAGCCGGGCCGAGCCCCCGGCCCACAGUCGCAUGGCCACGAGGUCCGCCCGGCGCCGUGGCCCCCCUGAGCCGGAGGAGGCCGGGCGGCGGGGCGGGAAGCGGCCAAAGCCCCCUGCAGGAGUGGCUCCCGCUCCUGGCUCCCGAGGGCCACAGGCUGCCGACGGGCUGGGGGCCAAGGUAAAGCUGGAGGAGAAGCAGCACCAUCCAUGCCAGAAGUGUCCGCGAGUUUUCAACAACCGCUGGUACCUGGAGAAGCACAUGAACGUGACCCACAGCCGCAUGCAGAUCUGCGACCAGUGCGGCAAGCGCUUCCUGUUAGAGAGCGAACUGCUGCUGCACCGGCAGACGGACUGCGAACGCAACAUCCAGUGUGUGACAUGUGGCAAAGCUUUUAAGAAGCUCUGGUCCCUCCACGAGCACAAUAAAAUUGUGCACGGCUACGCAGAAAAGAAGUUCUCCUGUGAAAUUUGUGAGAAGAAGUUCUACACCAUGGCUCACGUGCGCAAGCACAUGGUUGCCCACACCAAGGACAUGCCCUUCACCUGCGAGACCUGUGGGAAGUCCUUCAAACGCAGCAUGUCUCUCAAGGUUCACUCCCUGCAGCACUCUGGGGAGAAGCCGUUCAGAUGCGAGAACUGCAAUGAGCGCUUCCAGUACAAGUACCAGCUGCGGUCACACAUGAGCAUCCACAUCGGCCACAAGCAGUUCAUGUGCCAGUGGUGUGGCAAAGACUUCAACAUGAAGCAGUACUUUGAUGAGCACAUGAAGACUCACACAGGGGAGAAGCCGUACAUCUGCGAGAUCUGUGGCAAGAGCUUCACCAGCCGGCCCAACAUGAAGCGGCACCGGCGCACGCACACCGGCGAAAAGCCCUACCCCUGCGAAAGCGGGAGGCUGAGCACCAACAACUAA
Odocoileus virginianus texanus is the source of this 2151-nucleotide messenger RNA. It is a transcript of the gene ZBTB47, whose product is annotated as zinc finger and BTB domain containing 47. Gene Ontology annotation, biological process: regulation of transcription by RNA polymerase II. The record is from RefSeq and is a predicted model, not a curated record. Gene Ontology annotation, cellular component: nucleus. NCBI's taxonomy places the organism in Eukaryota, Metazoa, Chordata, Mammalia, Artiodactyla, Cervidae. Gene Ontology annotation, molecular function: DNA-binding transcription factor activity, RNA polymerase II-specific; protein binding.